Molecule: messenger RNA, 783 nt
Organism: Eruca vesicaria subsp. sativa (arugula)
Lineage: Eukaryota; Viridiplantae; Streptophyta; Magnoliopsida; Brassicales; Brassicaceae
Source: the annotation of a GenBank genome assembly
AUGACAUCCAUAUUUUCUCUCUUCCUCGUCUUCACUCUCUUCAUCGUUUCUCUUCUCAUCAUCUUGGCUUUGAUCGUACGUCCUAGAUCCGUCAAGAUCCCAAUCAAGUCACGCCACGUCUUCAUCACCGGUGGAUCAAGCGGCAUAGGUCUCGCUCUCGCUCACCUUGCCGUCUCCGAGGGAGCUCGAGUCUCCAUCCUCGCACGCUCCGUCUCUAAACUAGCCGAUGCCAAACAAUCCAUCAAGCUAGCAACCGGCGUUGACGUCUCCACGUUCUCCGCAGACGUUCGUGAUUACGACGCCGUCUCCAAAGCCGUUGACCAAUCAGGUCCCAUCGAUGUGUUGAUCGUUAACCAAGGAGUGUUUAUAGGAAAGGAGCUUGAGAAACAGAGUUAUGAGGAAGUCAAGUUUAUGAUCGAUGUGAAUCUUGUGGGAAGUUUCAAUGUGAUCAAAGCUGCUUUGCCUUCCAUGAAAGGUCGUGGCCCUGAACUGAAGAAGAGGCCGGAGCUUACAUCCAUCAUAGCUGCAUCUUCAGGUUCAAUGAAAACGAAAGAAGUAGCCAAGAUAUGUUUGGAUGGUAUCAAAGGAGGGAAGUUCACAGUGACGUGUCAUUUUAUUGGGUACUUACUGUCUAUUGCGACCAGUGGCAUGUCUCCUCAGAGAUCGUUUUGGGAUGCUUUGAUGGAAGUUAUGUUUGGUGGUUUUGUUAGAUUCGUUGGUUUAUUUUUCCAAUGGGGUUGGUAUAACACCAUAGAGAAGUGGAGCAAUAGCAAGUUAGCUUAA